AUGUCCUUGAUUUCUGCCUUGUAUCUUCUACUCGGUGUUUCAACCGCCAAGUACAUUGUGCCUGGCGGGCGAUGGCACGAUACCGACGGAAACCUUGUCAAUGCCCAUGCGGGAUGUGUCACUGUUGAUCAAGACACGGGCAAGUUUUGGCUGUUUGGAGAAUACAAGGUCGAGGGCCAGAUUGAAGGCGGAGGGGUCUCGGUGUACAGCUCCGAUGAUCUCGCAACUUGGAAGAGUCAUGGACUUGCUCUCGAGCCUAUCGCAGAUCACCCCUACAUCUCCCCAUCGAACAUCAUCCAACGGCCCAAGGUGGUUUACAGCGAGUCUACGAAGGAAUACCAUCUCUGGUGGCACGCCGACAACUCGACCUACGGUCUCCUUCUCCAAGGCCUGGCCCGUUCCCCUAACAUCUCCGGCCCCUACACCUUCGACAGCGCAACCGCCCCGCUAGGCAACUGGUCCCAAGACUUCGGCCUGUUCACCGACUACAAAGACGGCCGAUCCUACGCCUUGUAUUCCAACGGUGACAGCCGAGACGGUCGGGAUGUCUACAUCUCGGCCUACAAUGAGGACACCACCGCACUCGAAAAGGUUGUCCACCGGUUCGACAAGUUCGACCUUGAAGCCCCCUCCAUCGUGCAGACGGACAAGAGUUACUACGCCCUGAUGAGCCACAAAACAGGAUACCGCCCCAACAAUGUAGUCGCGUUCCGCGCUGACUCCCUGGCUGGGCCUUGGUCGCAGCCGUUCACGGUAGCGCCGCUUAACACCCGGACGUUUAACUCCCAGUCGGGGUUUACGUUGACGAUCAAGGGGACGAAGAAGAAGACGUAUCUCUACCUCGGUGAUCAGUGGGACUCUAACUCGUUGUGGGAGAGCCGCUACAUCUGGCUGCCUAUGGAAAUUGACGACAAGAAGAAGACGCUGGAAUUGGAGUGGCAUGACGUGUAUGACUUGGAUGUGAAGACCGGUGAGUGGGCACCCGUUAAGGGGACGACUUACUUGGCGGCCGAUGCGAAGACAGCUGGGAAUGCCUUCAAGCAAGAAGCGAACUUCGCCAGCAAGGGCGUCAUUGCAACCGGGAUCUACGGAAAUGAUAGUACGGUGACUUUCGAGGACAUCAAGGGCACGGGUAAGCCGCAGUGGGUGUCGUUUUAUUAUCAGAACACGGACGAUAUGGGGUUUGGUGACCAGCCGGGAGGAUCGCCGGACCGGAUUGGGGGCGCGUGGCAGCUGCGGCGAGUUGCGAGUGUGAUUGUUAAUGGAGGCACCGAGAAGGUGGAAACUUUGUUCCAGAGGGAUACGAACAAGGGGGUAAUUAUUUCGACGCCGCUGCUUUUGACGCUGAAGGAGGGUAAGGGCAAUACGAUCACGGUUGGGGGGUUGUGGAAUGGGUUUGAUUAUAAGGGGGCGGAUUUGGACAAGAUCGUUGUGUACCCGCCAGAGGGAAGCGGACCUUGA
Molecule: messenger RNA, 1461 nt
Organism: Dichotomopilus funicola
Lineage: Eukaryota; Fungi; Ascomycota; Sordariomycetes; Sordariales; Chaetomiaceae
Product: glycoside hydrolase
Exons: 3
Coding region: 1-1461 (486 amino acids)
Biological process (GO): carbohydrate metabolic process
Molecular function (GO): hydrolase activity, hydrolyzing O-glycosyl compounds
Source: RefSeq, a predicted model, not a curated record